CACACCAUCAUAAUAAAUGUCUUCUCAUCACCUUCUACUUUCUAUAUAAUUUAUAUAAACAAACUUGAUUGUGAGAAAAUUAUUAACAAUAUUUCUUUGAAAACAUAAAAUAGAAAAGAGAGAAGGAAAGAUGGUUGUCACAAGUAACAUGGCUAUGAAUAUGGGCAUCAAAUGUUGUGUGAAGGAUGAUCUUUUUACUCCUUAUCAAUUGGGAAAAUUCAAUCUAUCUCACAGGGUAGUAUUGGCACCAAUGACGAGAAGCAGAGCAAUAGAUGAAAUGCCAAAUGAAGCACUUGAGAAGUAUUACACCCAACGUUCCACUCCUGGUGGCUUACUUAUUACUGAGGGCACUCUCAUCUCCCAAACUGCUGGAGGGUUCGCGCAUUGUCCAGGGAUCUACACAGAACAACAAGUGGAAGCAUGGAGGAAAAUAGUAGACUCAGUUCAUGCUAAGGGUGCUAUUUUCUUCUCUCAAUUGUGGCACGUUGGUCGGGUUUCUAACCAAGUGUAUCAACCUGAUGGAGGUGCGCCAAUAUCAUCAACAAAUAAAGUUUUAUCAGAAAAGUGGCGUAUCUUAAUGCCCGAUGGUUCACACGAAAAAUGCACCCCGCCACAAGCCCUGACUCCACCUCAAAUAUCAGAGGUCGUCGAACACUAUCGCCAAGCUGCUCUCAAUGCCAUUCGUGCUGGUUUUGAUGGAAUAGAGAUACAUGGAGCACAUGGUUACCUAAUAGACCAAUUUCUCAAGGAUGCAAUCAACGAUCGAACCGAUGAAUAUGGUGGUCCAUUGGAAAACAGAAUUAGGUUCCUAAUGCAAGUAGUACAAGCCGUUGUAGAAGCCAUAGGAGCCGAGAAAGUAGCCGUAAGAAUCUCACCAGCCAUAGAUCACUUCGACGCCCUUGAUUCCAACCCGCUAGCAUUAGGCCUAGCCGUUGUCAAUGGACUCAACAAGCUACAAUCCGACUUGGGAUCAAAGCUCGCCUACCUCCAUGUGACCCAACCCAGGUUCACGGCCCAAGGCGUGGUUGAUAAGCCAGCCGAAGAAGCCGAAGCUGAUGCUCAAUUGUUGAGGAAAUUAAGGGAUGCAUAUGAAGGGAGUUUUGUGAGUAGUGGUGGGUAUACUAAGGACCUUGGGAUGGAAGCUGUGGCUCAAGGGGAUGCUGAUUUGGUUGCAUUUGGACGUCUUUUUAUCUCUAAUCCUGAUUUAGUGCAUAGAUUGAAGAUUGAUGCACCAUUAAAUAAGUAUGAUAGGUCUACGUUUUAUACUCAUGAUCCUGUUUUGGGUUAUACUGAUUAUCCCUUUUUAGGUGACGAAUAUGUUAAUUAAGUCCUUUAGAAAGUAGUCGCAUUAUCGUACAUGAUGAAACAGAUCAGAAGAGCUUGUGUUGUGGUUCUUAUUUGUAUGAUUUUUUUUUUCUCCCCAAUUACAUAUUAGAACAAUAAGAAGUAAUGUUGGGAAAUCUAAUCUUUAGUUUCCAAUUUCAAAUUUAU
This is a messenger RNA of Chenopodium quinoa (quinoa), 1491 nucleotides long. RefSeq names its product 12-oxophytodienoate reductase 3-like. Bases 131 to 1327 code for a protein of 398 amino acids. The record is from RefSeq and is a predicted model, not a curated record. NCBI's taxonomy places the organism in Eukaryota, Viridiplantae, Streptophyta, Magnoliopsida, Caryophyllales, Amaranthaceae. Gene Ontology annotation, biological process: oxylipin biosynthetic process; jasmonic acid biosynthetic process. The transcript is spliced from 5 exons. Gene Ontology annotation, molecular function: oxidoreductase activity; FMN binding. Gene Ontology annotation, cellular component: peroxisome.